AUGGCUCAGAAUAUUAAGCCAGUGAAACCGCCCAAGGGCCAUUUCUUUUUGGCGGGGCGUACUUUUCCGAGAGUGCAAUGGUGGAAGAGGCCCAAUAUGCGCCUCUUGUACUUCUACAUUGCAGUUUUGAUUGCAACCAAUACAGCCAACGGUUUCGAUAAUUCAAUGAUGAAUGGCUUACAAACUCUGUCUUACUGGCAGGACUAUUUCAAUCACCCCCAAGGACCUACCCUUGGUCUAUUCAACUGCGUCAUGAGCGUGGGAGCAUUGACUGGACUAGUCAUUCUUCCCUUCAUGUUGGAUCGUCUGGGGCGAAAGCCAUGCUUAGUCUUCGGUUCAAUGUUUAUGCUGCUUGGCGUUGCCCUGCAGUCCGGAUCGAUCAACUUUUCCAUGUUCGUAGCCGCUCGAUAUAUUCUGGGAUUUGGCGACAUUAUUGUCAUAUGUACUGCUCCAAUGCUCAUUACAGAGAUCGCACCUGCUCAAGAUCGAGCAAUCUUGGUCACAAUUGCUGGUGCAACUUACCACGCGGGUGCAUUCAUCGCAGCUUGGACUACAUACGGUACUCUGAAGAUUCAAAGUGAAUGGUCCUGGAGAGCCCCCAGCUUGAUUCAAGGACUCUUUACUAUUUUGAUGCUUGCAGUCGUCUGGUGGAUCCCCGAAAGUCCAAGAUACUAUAUCUCCAAAGAUCAGCCGGAAAAGGGACUUCAAAUUCUUGCAUACUAUCACGCUGAAGGGAAUGAGGCGGACGAAGUUGUGCAGUUGGAGUUCACUGAAAUCACGACGGCGAUUGCUAUGGAGAAGAACUCUGAGCAUUCCAGCUCGUAUGUGGACUUUUUGCGCACACCAGGAAAUCGCAAACGACUCCUAAUUAUCGCUUCGUUUGGUCUUUUCGCUCAGUGGUCAGGAAAUGGGUUGGUGUCAUACUAUUUGAAUCUCAUCAUGGAUAGCAUCGGUAUCACGGAUGCGAACCAACAGCUGCUCAUCAACGGCGCAUUGACUUCGUUCAACCUCGUUACCAAUGUGUUUUUCAGCUUUUUCGUCGACAACUGGGGUAGGCGACCUAUUAUGAUUGUAAGUUCGGCGGGAAUGCUUGUCUCUUUUGUGAUCUGGACAGCGCUGUCGGCAAAAUACGACGCACAUGCUAGCUCAAGUCUAGGAUCUGGCGUGUUGGGAAUGAUCUUCAUAUACUAUCUGUUCUACAACCUCAAGUCGGGUUUGAUUGCCAGUUAUACCACCGAGAUCCUUCCGUAUUCUAUGCGGGCCAAGGGAUACACGAUUAUGGAAUUUGCCAUGUACAUUGCGCUGUUCUUCAACCAAUAUGUGAACCCUAUCGCACUUGACAAUAUCCACUGGCGAUAUUAUAUCUUCUACUGCUGCUUCUUGGCACUCGAGGUCGUUGUGAUAUGGUUCUUCUAUGUGGAGACUCGCUAUGUGCCACUGGAGGAAAUAACCAAGUUGUUCGAUGGCGAUGACGUGGCAGCGGCGACCAAUGUAGAGAUGGAAAAAGCCUUGGAGUCGGGCAAGGGCUUCACAACCGCAGUACACAUCGAGGGUGCAGAUUGA
Molecule: messenger RNA, 1563 nt
Organism: Penicillium cataractarum
Lineage: Eukaryota; Fungi; Ascomycota; Eurotiomycetes; Eurotiales; Aspergillaceae
Exons: 4
Coding region: 1-1563 (520 amino acids)
Biological process (GO): transmembrane transport; carbohydrate transport
Cellular component (GO): membrane
Molecular function (GO): carbohydrate:proton symporter activity
Source: RefSeq, a predicted model, not a curated record